GUGGAUGAGCUGAGAAGAAAAUUGGACAGUCUAACUAGCCAGAAACAAGAUAUAGAAUCAAGAAUACAAGAAGUAGAGGCUCGCAGGGGACAAAUGGUUAGACAACAAGUGCAAGAAUGGCUUAAGCAAGCAGAAGAGAUCAAUGUUAAAGUGCGAGCAUUUUUGGAAAAGAUGCAGGGAGUCAAGUGGUACAAGCGUGCUUGUCUUGACAGACUUGUUUGUGGAAAAAUUAAUAUGGUGCAGGAAAUGCUUGAUAAAGGUAGUUUUCCUGAAGGCCUUGUUAUUGAGAGGGCUCCAGCUCAUGGAAACAUAAUUCCAACAGAGAAUUUAGUGGGGGAAAUUUCUACUAAAGAAGAAAUUUGGAGGUACUUGAUGGGUGAUGAGGUUGGAAUGAUUGGAGUUUGUGGGAUUGGUGGAGUUGGAAAGACUACGAUCAUGAAGAAUCUCCACAAUGAUUUACAAAGGGAGAUUAGAUUUGAGAAAGUGAUCUGGGUUACUGUAUCACAUCCUCUCAAUGAGGAGUCUCUAAAGUUAUUCCUCGAUACAGUUGGGGAUGGUGUUUUACAAGUUCCAGGGUUGGAAGAAAUCUUAAAGCUUAUUGUGGAAGAGUGUGCCGGCUUACCACUGGCCAUUGUUGUGAUAGCUGGGAGCAUGAGGGGAGUUGAUGAUGUUAAUGUGUGGAGAAAUGCAUUGACUGAAUUACAAGUUCGUGAUUAUGUGUUUUCGAAAAGGGAGUUGAUAGAAUGUUGGAUUGAUGAAGGACUGAUUUGUGGGUUGCCAAGGAGAGAAGCAGCUUGUAAUAGGGGCCAUGCUAUUAUAGAUAGGCUCGAAAAGAAUUUCUUAUUAGAGAAAGACACUUUUCGAUCAUCUAUAAGCCUAGGUGGAUAUUCAUUUGGUAGUUAUGGUGCUAAGAUGCAUGAUGUAGUGAGAGACAUGGCUAUCAUAGGCAUUGGUCCUGAAUUUGGAUAUAUGAUAAAAGCUGGUAUGAAUUUGGUAGAGCUACCAGAUGAGCAUGGUUGGGUAAAAGAUACUAAGAAGUUGUCUCUAAUGGAAAAUAACAUUUCAAAAGUUCCUCUUAGUCUGCCCCCAAAGUGUGUGAGCCUUUCGACUUUGAUACUAUCAAGUAAUCCUAAUUUGUCAGAGAUUCCUGAAUCCUUUUUUGGAGAGAUGCUUGCUUUGAAGCAUUGCAAGAAGUUAAAGUACUUGCCUUCCUUAGCAAACCUCAGGGGAUUGAAGAAGUUGGACCUACACGAGGCAGGGAUUGAGGUGGUCCCUCAAGGCAUGGGGAUGUUGAUAAGUCUUGAAUAUCUUGAUUUAUUAUUUUGUCAAAAUUUGAAAGAGAUUCCAACAGGAAUAAUACCUAACCUUUCUUGUCUCCAGUACUUGGCAGUAUGUUGUUUGCGAGAAACUACAAUAAUAAGAAAUUUAGAAGAGGUUGCUAGAUUGAAGAAGUUGGAGACUUUAGAAUGUCAAUUUGAUGGCAUACAAGACUUUAAUCAUUUUUUCAACAAGUUCAAAGAUUUCCAAAGUGCUAUUGCUUACAGUCUUGGAGUUGGGACAGUGAGAGACAUGAUUAGACUGAGCAAAUAUGAGCUUGUAAUUACUGAAUGCGAGAUCGGGGAAGAAUGUGUAGUGCUUCCAAAUAACCUUGAGGAUUUGUGGAUAAUUGAGGGUAGAUAUAUGCGAAGUAGCUUAAACAAAACAGUUUUGUUAGAAAAUGCAAAUGAGUUGAGAAGGUGCCAUAUUUGGGAAGGUAAAGAGAUAGAGUGCGUGGUUGAGUUGGACUCAUCCUCCUCCUCCUCAUUGUAUUGUCCAGUACUUGAUAAGCUUGAACUGCUGGACCUUUGGUUUUUGCCUAAGUUAUGUGAACUUGUGAGAGUGGAAGGAGCAGCAACACCACCACACAUCUUUUCCAAUCUUAAAACACUUAAAAUAUCCCAUUGUUCAAGAAUGAGGAAAUUGCUUCCACUUGAGCUACAGCAAGCCUUCCAAAACUUAGAGGAGAUUUAUGUCAAUGUGUGCACACAAAUGGAGGAGAUAAUAACAUCACCAGAUUCAGAUGCAUCAUCAGAUAAAUUCACUUUUCCCAAGUUAAGGAGAUUGUCCUUGACGUAUUUACCCCAAUUGAAGAGCAUCUGCAGUGCCAAAGGAGUUAUGGUUUGUGAUUCUAUUGAAGAAAUUGCAAUAUCAAGAUGUAGAGAGUUAAAAGAGGAUCCCUGUGCAGCUUCCACUGCUUGAUAAUGGCCAACCAACUCCUCCUCCUCAUCUCAGAGAAAUCGAGAUGGAUAGAGACGCAAAAGGAUGGUGGGAAUCAGUGGAGUGGGAUCAUAAGAACCUACUUCAACCUUUCUUGAAAUAUUCUGAUUGAGGGAUGGAAGGAAACAAUUUCUGUUGAUUUGAAGGCAAUAAACGAUCACGAUCCAA
Molecule: messenger RNA, 2424 nt
Organism: Rubroshorea leprosula
Lineage: Eukaryota; Viridiplantae; Streptophyta; Magnoliopsida; Malvales; Dipterocarpaceae
Source: the annotation of a GenBank genome assembly